UGGGAUUUAUAAUAGCUUUGCAUCUUCUUCCUAUCACUGCCUCUGUCUUCAAUCCUUCGUUUCUCGAUCUCUUGGCUAGUCUCUUCUUCUUCUUCUUCGCAACUUCACCAAACCUCAAGAUGCAGAACGAAGAAGGACAAAUCACCGAGCUCUACAUUCCUAGGAAGUGUUCUGCUACAAACAGAUUGAUUACUGCUAAGGAUCAUGCUUCCGUUCAGAUUAACGUAGGUCAUUUGGAUGAGAGUGGUGUCUACAAUGGUCACUUCUCUACCUUCGCUCUAUGCGGCUUCACUCGCGCUCAGGGAGAUGCUGACAGUGGAAUUGACCGCUUGUGGGCGAAAAAGAAAACUGAACUUAAGCAAUAGAUGACAUGAUUACAUCUUUGCUGUGUUUCUUUUUGACAGAUUUUAUGUGUUGAGUUCAACCUUUCCCUAGAUAUUGGAUUAUUUUGAUCUUUGUAUUACGAUACUUGUUUUAAAUUUCCUUUGGCACCUUCAAUUUCAAUGCAUUCACCUAAAUUGCUAUCCA
Molecule: messenger RNA, 528 nt
Organism: Lathyrus oleraceus (garden pea)
Lineage: Eukaryota; Viridiplantae; Streptophyta; Magnoliopsida; Fabales; Fabaceae
Product: 40S ribosomal protein S21-2
Exons: 3
Coding region: 120-365 (81 amino acids)
Biological process (GO): translation
Cellular component (GO): ribosome
Molecular function (GO): structural constituent of ribosome
Source: RefSeq, a predicted model, not a curated record